UGAGGAAACGACGUAUAUGUGAAAUCACUCUGCAACAACAAACUUAAUAUAUGUUCUGAUUAAUUUAAACAACGUUAAGUUCAAAUGUGUAGUUUCGUGAGGUCGUCGUAAUUUUGGUUUAAUUAAUUUCACACAGGCUCUAAGAAUGCAGCGUUUAGCUAUAUCUAAGGCGAGGUGCUUCUUUGUAACGCCACUGCCUAGCGGACUUUAGCUAGCUCGCUAGCUAGCACGACAAACUUAUUUGCGAGCAAAAAUUAUUAUAAACUAACGUUCAGUUCGGUAUGUCAUUAAAUUAUGGAUCCGAAGCACAAAGAAAUUCUUCGAGCGCACAGACUGCAACUUUCCGAGCAACUUAUAGUCGAUGACACGAUUAUUCAAUAUCUGUAUCAAGAGGACAUCUUAACACAGAGCCAAGUUGAGGAAAUUCAGUCAGAAACAUCUAACAAAAACAAGACUUUGAGGCUACUUUAUAUCCUUCCCAGUCGUGGCCCUAAUGCUUUCAACGUGUUUCUGAAAUCACUAGAACAAGACUUUCCCUGGAUAAAAGAAAAACUGAUGCUUUUAUUAGCUGAAGGGAGCGCAUCUCUUUCGGACCCUGCUCAGUGGAGUGUUCCCCCGCACCUUCUCCACCUGGCUCCUUCCCAUCAGCAGCUGAACAAGCUGGCCUCUUGUCUCGGCUCAGAGUGGGAGAUGGUGCUGAUGGACUUGGAUCUGUCACCGGGGGAGAUCUACCGUUGCCGUGCUGACCACCCACUCAGUGUUCAGAGCCAAGUGCUGGCAGGACUGGUGAUGUGGAAGCAGUUGCAAGGCAGGAGGGCCACUGUGCAGCGCCUGCUCCAGAGUCUGCAGGCUGCAGAAGUCCAUCCAUCUGUCCUCAACCAGGUGUUCUUCUGAUGCUUGAGGAGAGAGUCCAGCCUCCUGCUCUGCUGGUGAAAUCACUUAAUCCCCAAACAACAGCAUGCCAGCAGAGAUGAACAGACAAACAUGCUGUAUACCAUGUUGGGGAUCUUUAGGCAUGUUAACAGCAGUGUAGGAGAUGGUCAGUUUGGGAGCUUUUCUGGUUACUUAGCAUAUUAGAGUCCAAGCUCUAUCAAAGCAGCCACUGUAUGGACUAAAAGUAUUGCUAGUGUUGCUACUUCGAAUCUAGUCACUGAAGCAGGAUUAACUUACAUUGUCUCAAUUCCAUUUAUAGAAUUUUUUCGGAUUACAAAAUAAUUAUUUGUUGGAAAGGUUUUAAAACUUGAACUGAAAAUGACUGACUCAUUCAUUAGUCAAUGGUUUGUAUGGAAAAAUACCAUUUCUUUUACAGCUUAAGGAAACAUGUUUUGAAAUUCUGAAUUUUAUUCCCAGAUUGUCUUUGUUGAUUGCUGUCAGUGUUUGCAUUUACAUGUCCACUCUUUAUGCUUUUUAAAAUAUUCUGUUUUUUUUUCUUUUUUUUUUGUUUUUUGUUUUUUUUCCCCUGUGGAGCCCUACUGAGGUAUGAGAUAAAAUGAUAAAAUGUACCUUGUAUUGUGUUUGUGUUCAAAAUAAUUUCAGGGUCAAAUACUGUCAAACUCUUGUUAUUAACAAACAGUUGUCCAUCAGUGGGGCUUGCCACUGAGAGCAUCAUAAAAUGUGUCUUUUAAGGGAUGGAUGCCCAAUGGCAUGCAGCCAGUAGCCAAAGUUUACUUUGGGACACCAAAAAUGUGGGUGUUUUGGAUGCACUGAAACCAGCUGUAGGUCAAGGUGACUUGCUCUUGUUAGUUGUGAUUAAGACCUUUAGCACUCAGCAGUGAUAGACUUGGAAACAGGUACAUAGUGUCAGGCUGUGUUCUACAGAUAAUAAGGAAAUCACAUAUGUCUUAUAUGUACAGGGAGUAACUACAGUGAGGUUUAGAUUAUUUGUGUCCAAUAAAUUUGGUGAUAUGUCUAGCAAAGCCCAUAAAAAAAAAAUGGUGAUCUUUACCAAAGCCCAUCAACCAGGAAAAUAAAGCACACUGGGUUGUUUUUCUGA
Molecule: messenger RNA, 1993 nt
Organism: Electrophorus electricus (electric eel)
Lineage: Eukaryota; Metazoa; Chordata; Actinopteri; Gymnotiformes; Gymnotidae
Gene: cradd
Product: CARD and death domain containing adaptor protein
Biological process (GO): signal transduction; regulation of apoptotic process
Molecular function (GO): protease binding; death domain binding
Source: RefSeq, a predicted model, not a curated record